Messenger RNA from Alosa sapidissima (American shad), 2422 nucleotides. It is a transcript of the gene enkd1, whose product is annotated as enkurin domain containing 1. Lineage: Eukaryota; Metazoa; Chordata; Actinopteri; Clupeiformes; Clupeidae. The transcript has 9 exons. Bases 316 to 1392 code for a protein of 358 amino acids. Gene Ontology annotation, cellular component: cytoplasmic microtubule. The record is from RefSeq and is a predicted model, not a curated record.
CAAGACAAAGGAGCUGAUUGUGGAGUUAAGCACAAAGCAGACGGGGAACUACAAGCACUCCUUCAUCAACGGGACCGUAGUGGAGAGCGUGGACAGCUUCCGAUACCUGGGCAUUCACAUCGCGCCUGACCUGUGUCAUGGUCCUUUCAACACCCUGGUUAAGGCUCAUCAGCGUCUGUUCCACCUACGGCGUCUGAGAGACUUCCACCUACCAUCGAAGGUAAGGCUACCCUACCGUAGCAAAUCACACUAGUUGGAGUGAAAUUUAAGAUUCCAUUGAACCACCUGCGGUCAAGUCUUGCAGUAAGCUCUGUCAUGUGUGAAGGCCCCUCUAUGAUCUCUGGACCGAUUCCUCCGGACCCUACACUUUUCCCCGAGUACUACAAGCGACCUUCCUCAGCGCGUGGUCGCCUGGAAGGGAACUCGGUUCCUGGCACCUCGGCACUGCUGUCAGGCCCACUGGCCCCAGACCAUACACUGUACCCAGGUUCCUACAGCGCCCGAACCACACGGCCACAACCCCGCAUCAAUCCCAACGCCACACACAUCCUGGAGCGGGGGCAGAGAGGGGUUGUGGGCUCCCUCCUCACACUGGAGGGCGUCUCCCGGAAUUCACAGCCUAAAAACAAGUCGGCAGUGCGGGACUUUGGUAAGGAGAAUGUGCGGCGGCUCAGAGAGAUCCAGAAGAAGUGUCGUGAGCAGGAGGCGCAGAAGGAGCACUCGCGUCCCGUCCCGGUCAAGGCUCUGUGGACUGCCCCCAAAUACCGGGACGUUCAGGCCAGAGUCAUGACCCAACUCCAGGAGACCAGUCCCCCCAAGAAGCCAGAGUGUCAGAACUUCCUGAGAGCUCACUCUGCCAGUGGUUCAGGAGGUCGGACGCAGUCCCGUCCCCGCACAUGCUCGUCCUCCGCUGCAGUGCCCUCCUCUCCCUCCGCCCCAUCCCUCUCCAGCACAGAGUUGGAGAUUAGAGGGCGCAAGGUAGACUUUGUGAGCCAUAACGCACGAUCAGCGGGGAAGACGGCUCUCAGGCGCUCACAGUCCCUCACGAACCUCAGGUCCCCUCCCAGCGCAGAGAAGGGCAGAGUGCCACAGUAUCUGUUGGAGAGGAAAGAACAGUGGAAGAAGGAUGAGGAAGAGAGGAAGAAAAACACUCCUGAUCCCUCCAUUCCAGCCGGACACACACAGAUGCCAGAGAUGGACCGACAGGAGACUCUCCAGUCACUUAAAGAGACUCACAAGACGCUGGUCAAUGUGUUGGUGUCUCUCCCGGUGAAGGCCGACAGUCUAGGCGUUCGCUCCCGUCGCACCAAGCUGGACCGGCAGCUCUCGGAGCUCGAGGAAGCCAUCAAGGUCUUCUCUCGGGACAAGGUCUACGUCAAAAUCGACUCCUAAAUCGGCCGCCUAUCUGUGCUGUAGGGAAUGCUGGAGUUGAAGCACGCACUGGGCCUGUUGAAAACGCGGUCCGCUUGGCAGAGGGACAGCUUGACACUGAAGGGAUCUGACAGGGCCGGAUUUGCGACACAGCUGACCCUCUAGCGCUGAGCUAAAGUUUGGGUUCUAGCAGAGAUAGUUCCCUAUCAGGGUGGUUUAGUAGUGCAUAAAUAGGCUCUGCUUCUGUCCUGUAAACCAGUCGAUUUCAUUGUUUGUUUGUUUUUUUGUAACAUGUUGCUAAUCUUUAACUUUGACUGAACACAUCAUUGGAGCAUUGAAUCAACCAAACACAUUUGAAUAAUCCGAGACUGAGUGCCAACCUGGAGUUCCGUCCAACUGCAGUUUCAUUAUAGUCCAUUCAGGUGUAGGUGUCGGUGACACUGUAGUCUCAGUCAGACGCAGCCAGAUUCAGAGAUAUAAUGCAGACAGGUGUGUUCUUCUCAUCUGCUCAUAUCACCUGCAUGAUGCACACAAACGGUUAAAUGCUCUGUUGAUUACCAUUCUUAUAUGUGCUACAGUUCUACAGAUCAAGUCGUCCUUGAUUUGUUGGGUUUUGAAGGAGAAUGUUUAAUCUGAGGUAAUGAAUAACUGCUUAAAUAAUGACCGCUGAGAUGUAAUAACUUUGUAAUUAUUAGUACAUAGUGACCUUGUGAAUGUAGUGUUUUGUGUCCUGUCCACAAAUCAAGCAGAUCCUUGGUUAUCAUAUUCUGUAAAACGGACCAAACUGCCCUGUUUUAUUGAUGUAUUGCUGUUUAUCAGUGAAAUAUAGGGACUGGUUACCUGAAGGACAUCACCUAAAGGUGGUUCCCAAUCAUAAGCUUGUGGAGAGAUUAUUGUAGAACACAUUGCUACAGUGUCAGCUAGGAGCAUGGUUUCCUACUAGAGUGCCUAGAGCUCAGCAAGUUUUUUGUAUUAUAGCAGCCUCAAGCAAGAACAAAUUUGUUGCAGUGCACUGAAUUUGAAAAUAAUAAAUGUUUAUGUGUGUAAAUAA